CGCGUGGGCAGCUCCCGCUGCUCUCCAGGGAUGGGCAAGCACUUCGGCUCCUCUUUGCUUUCAGCAUCCCUCGACCCAGAUGUGCUCCCUAUCCCUGGAAGGGCACGGUGGGAUCCUGGGAGACGGGUACCCCCAGCCAUGGGGGCGAUGGCAGGACCCCGUGCAGAGCCAAGGGGAUGAGAUGCUCAGCCGCUUGGCCCCGGCCGUGCUGAGCCUGGACAGCUGGAGGGGCUGCCGAACUGAAACCCAGCAAGACGGCUUCCUUCCUGGCAGCUUAGCCAGCAGGAAGGGGAGCCGGCUCGAAAAGGGAGCUGUCAGCAGCGGCAGAGCUGCCCGCAGCCGCCCUGGGCAUCGCCCGCCGCGUUUCCUGCGAGCACAAAAGCCUCGCAGGGCUCGGGACCUGCCCGGGUAAACAACCAGCGCUGCGGCGAGGGAGCAGCAAACCCUCCCGGGGACGCGGCGUUGCCACCACGCUGGGUUGGGCUGCUUGGAAGCACAACCCCCUGCUCCUGAGUUAUGCCGGCGAACGCAGAAAAGGAGCUCUGGGGAGGCCCAGGGAGCUGUCGUCUGCGGCUUGCAGAGCCCUGGCACGUCUCUGGCACUUGGCAUGUGGCCCCCAAGUGGGGCAAUGAGGCGUGGGGGCCUUGCUGGGUUUUUGCAGGGCUUUAUGUGGGGUAACUGUGCCGAAAACCCCGGUCUCGCAUGCCCUGGCUGAGGACCAUGGGGAGAUGGUGCCGCUGCUUCCCCAGGAGCCGGGGAGGGACGUGCGGGGGGGUCUCUGGUUGUGGUCCCCGUGGGGCGCUGGCAGCGGCAGGGUUAAGCCGGCUCAGCUCCCUGCUGCGGGGUGGGUACCUGCGGUCACUGCCUCGCCUGGACUUUGGUCUUGGCUGGUACCCCGUGCCAAGGAAACUGGGGGCCAACUGUGGGCACGGAGCCAGCCUCCAGAGCCGGCCGUGCGUGGAGCUGCUGUUCUGCCUGGGGUGAGCGGGCAGGAAGGCUGAGCCGCUCGGCAGGAUGCAACUCCAUGCUCUCCAUGGACCCAUGGGCGAGCAGGAGGGCUGGCCUGGGGGCCAGAGAGCCCUCCCCUGCGUCCCCAGUGCUGCCUAUGGCCGUGCCGGGAUGGGAGGGAGCCACCCGCACCCCGCCUUAGCUCCAGUGUUUGCCUUUCCAGCUCCCAGCAGGAUCCUGCUUUCAAGCAGAGCCGGGCUUGUUUGGAGCUGUUUGGAAGCCACAAAGCCUUGGCCGGGCUCCUGGCAGCCGUCCGCAGCUCCCUCGUGCUGGCGUAGCUCUGCCUGGCAUGUUAAGAGCAAUGUUGGGGAGCAAGGGAUCCGGCUGCGGUGCCAGAAGGGGAUCCCGCCCUCGCUGCGGGGCCGAGCCUGGCAAUACCUCUCUGGGAGCAAGGUCAAGCUGGAGCAGAACAUCGACAAGUUUGACGAACUGGAUCUCCUCCCAGGGGACCCGAAGUGGCUGGACGUGAUCGAGCGCGAUCUCCAUCGGCAGUUCCCCUUCCACGAGAUGUUCGUCUCGCGCGGAGGUCACGGGCAGCAGGACCUGUUUCGGGUACUGAAGGCGUACACGCUGUACCGCCCGGAGGAGGGCUACUGCCAGGCCCAGGCCCCCAUCGCCGCCGUCCUGCUCAUGCACAUGCCGGCCGAGCAAGCGUUCUGGUGCCUGGUGCAGAUCUGUGAGAAGUACCUCCCCGGCUACUACAGCGAGAAGCUGGAGGCCAUUCAGCUGGACGGGCAGAUCCUCUUCUCGCUGCUGCACAAGGUCUCGCCCGUGGCCUACAAGCACCUGAGCAAGCAGAAGAUCGACCCCAUCCUCUACAUGACGGAGUGGUUCAUGUGCGCCUUCUCCCGCACGCUGCCCUGGAGCUCCGUCCUGCGUGUCUGGGACAUGUUCUUCUGUGAAGGGGUGAAGAUCAUCUUCCGGGUGGGCCUCGUGCUGCUCAAACACACCCUGGGCUCCUCGGACAAGCUCAAGUCCUGCCAGGGCCAGUACGAGACCAUGGAGCGGCUGAGGGCCCUCAGCCCCAAGAUCAUGCAGGAGACCUUCCUGGUGCAGGAGGUCAUCGAGCUGCCGGUGACGGAGCGUCAGAUCGAGCGGGAGCACCUGAUCCAGCUGAAGAAGUGGCGGGAGACGCAUGGGGAGCUGCAGUGCAAGUCCCCCCCGCGCCUGCACGGCGCCAAGGCCAUCAGCGAGGCCGAGCCCCCCACCCGCAAGGCGCUGGAGCCCGUCCCCUCCAUCAUUGUCCCCCCCGGGCCAGCUCCCGUGCCCAAGGCCCGCAAGAGCAAGGAGAAGAGCAGAGAAAAGGGCCCGGCCAGCCCUGCCAACGGCCCCGGGGCUGAGGGCAAUGGGGCACCCGGCUCGGCCCGGGAGCUGCUGCACCCCCAGGUCUCCCCCCACCACCAGUCCAAGGAGAGCCUGAGCUCCCGGGAGAGCGAGGACACGUACUUGUAGGGCCGGUGCGGUGCUGGGUCCGCACCCCGGGGCAGCCGGGCUCAGCUGGGCUGCGCACGGACCCGGGCUCAAGGACGCUGCUGGGGGCUGUGCGGGGACCCGGGGCGCUGUUGGGGGGACGGGCUGGAGGGAUGGGGGACACCGUGGCCCUUGUGGCUCGAAGCCAGGGUGGGGUUGAGGGGGGGGGGCACAACCCCGGGAGGUUGGCGAGGUGCGGUGACCGAAGUGGGGACGCUUUGGGUCUGCGCUGGGUGCCCACCCCGGCAGGGUGCUGGCGCCGCAAGCGGUGGGAGCCCUGGCAGGGGGUGGCUGAGCCACCCCAGCUCCCUCCCCGCACCCCGGGGGGCAUCCGGGCUGCCCCACGGACCCUUCUCUCUCUGUCCCACGGCCCCUCGACCUGCUGCCCCCAGGCUCCCUCCCAUGCCCGCCUCCUCCCCCCCCCUCCCCAUUCCCACCCUGCGCUGGCUGGGCAGACCCAGUGGCGCGGGGGGACUGGGGGUACGCGAGGAGCCGGCCCCCCCCCCCCCCACCUCCUCUUUAUCUAGCGAGGAUAUAUCAAGCUGUAGCCCUAUAUGUAGUACCGAAUUUACCUACUCACUGAGCCUAUUUAUUAUUCCUCCGUGGCAGUAACCGUCGCAGGACAGGGACCCAGGCUGGGAGCUGCAGGCAGGACGCGCCGGAAGCAGCGGGAUGUGAUGCCAGACCACGACCCGGGGGGCUAAAGCCCCCCACCCCCCCCAUUACCCCCCUCCCUGGGCUCCCCACAGCGGGGAGCGUUCACCCUGCCGGGGCCGUUCCCACUGCUGCCACCACCCCGUCCCCGGCGGAGGUGAGAGGGGGUGGGCGAGGGGCCGGGUGCUCCCCCGUUGCGGGGUCCCCUCUCUCCUGCGCCCCCCCCCCCCCGCCCUCCCCAAGGGCCGGGGGUGGCUUUGUAAAAUAAAGCGGGGAAAAAACGGUUUUGUACAAAGGGGUAAAUAAAGCAAGGAUUGUGU
Molecule: messenger RNA, 3452 nt
Organism: Chroicocephalus ridibundus (black-headed gull)
Lineage: Eukaryota; Metazoa; Chordata; Aves; Charadriiformes; Laridae
Gene: TBC1D10A
Product: TBC1 domain family member 10A
Exons: 8
Coding region: 1015-2460 (481 amino acids)
Source: RefSeq, a predicted model, not a curated record